AUGUCGAUCAGUUGGGGUACUCAGUACGCGAAACUGAAGACGAAUCUUCGUUUAGCGAUAAAUCGUCUGAAAAUGAUGGAGAAGAAGAAGACUGAGAUGGCGUUGAAAUCACGUGGAGAAAUCGCCGAUUUCAUUGCUGAGCACAAAGAAGACAGAGCUCGAAUUCGUGUUGAGCAUAUAAUACGUGAAGAUUUUUUGGUUGAAGCAUACGAAUUAUUGGAGAUGUACUGUGAUUUAUUGUUGGCCAGAUUCGGGCUUAUACAACAGAUGAAGGAACUGGAUGAUGGUAUCGCAGAAGCGGUAAUCAGUAUCCUAUGGGCCGCACCAAGAGUCGCAACUGAUAUAUCAGAAUUCAAGGUGAUCAGUGAUCAAUUAACGCUGAAAUAUGGCAAACCGUUCGCAGAAACAGCUCGCAGUAAUCAGUUGGAGUAUCCAGCAAAGGUGGCACCGAAGCUGAUUGCGAAGCUGAGUGUGCAUGCACCACCGAAAUUACUCGUGGAAAGAUAUAUGAUCGAAAUUGCAAAAUGUGCAGGUAUACCGUUCACACCGGAUCCGGAUGUGAUGCGCGAAGAUGAAGUGGCAGCCGCUGAGCAAAUGUUGAUCGACUUCAAAAAUCAAGGAGGAGUUAGUUUNUUUUUUCUAAGGCAAACCACAAACAACUUUCAGCAAGGCUACGGUUGGAUGUAUCCGCCGGGUGAAGGACCACAAGGUGGUGGUGGUUCGAAUAACAAUCCGUUGCCACCCCCUCCUCCACCAGGUGGAAACGGUGGAUCUGGUUACUAUCCAGGACCGCCGCCUCCUCCGCCAGGUUACGGCGGGAAUGACUAUGGAGGUGGUUUCAAGGCUCCUUUACCACACGUACCUACUCCGGGUCCCGACAUGAAUGCAGCUGCAAAGUCUGUUCCAUUUAAUUAUCCGCAUCUCAGUCAGAUCAGUGCACCAGUGGAUGAUACGGCAUCCGAUGAUAUAACCAAAUUCAAACCACCCUCUUCAAACAGUCCAGCCGGUAGCUAUCCGAGUGCUCCACCCGCAUUUGCCGGCCCACUCCCCCCAAAAGUGCCACCUCCAGAUGAAAUCGACUUCCCAGAACCACCAUCAGAUUCACCGUUCAAUUCAGCUUCACCAUACCAACCACCGGCGCCAAGAGGAAGUGGUGGAGCAGCAUCCGGUGGGAAUGCGCCUCAUCCACCAGAGGAUGAAUUGGACUUUGAAGAUUUAGCGAAACGUUUCGAUCAAUUGAAGAAGAAAAAUGCGAAGUAG
Anisakis simplex (herring worm) is the source of this 1260-nucleotide messenger RNA. The record is from the annotation of a GenBank genome assembly. Lineage: Eukaryota; Metazoa; Nematoda; Chromadorea; Rhabditida; Anisakidae.